This is a messenger RNA of Lotus japonicus, 1281 nucleotides long. RefSeq lists its product as uncharacterized. Bases 1 to 1281 code for a protein of 426 amino acids. NCBI's taxonomy places the organism in Eukaryota, Viridiplantae, Streptophyta, Magnoliopsida, Fabales, Fabaceae. Gene Ontology annotation, molecular function: zinc ion binding; nucleic acid binding. The transcript has a single exon. The record is from RefSeq and is a predicted model, not a curated record.
AUGGCGGGAGCAAAUGGAAAUUUCCCCGCAUCUUUGCCAGUUCUUGAUGGCAAGAGCGAUUGGGAUUGGUGGCAUACCCAGAUGGAGGUGAUUUUUGGAUUUCAAGAUGUGCUUGAACUCGUCACUUCUGGGUAUGAAGCGCUGCCAGAGAACCCUACGACUGAGCAAACCACAGCUCAUCGUGAAGUGAAGAAGAAGGAUCUUCGAGCAUUGUUCAUCAUUCAUCAGUGUGUAAACCCAGCGAAUUUCAUGAAGAUUGCAACAGCGAAGACGUCAAAGGAAGCGUUGGAUAUACUGAACAAGAGCUAUGACGGCGUGGCUAAGCUCAAGAAGGUGAAGUUGCAGACUCUGCGAAGACAGUAUGAAGAUCUUCGCAUGGAGAAAUCAGAGUCGAUUUCCAAGUUUUUCACUCGUCUUCAAACUCUAGCAUAUCAGAUGAGGACGAAUGGUGAGGUGAUGACUGAUCAAAUCUUGGUGGAAAAGGUACUUCGAUCACUUUCAAAAUUUGAUCACAUUGUCACAACCAUAGAGGAGUCAAAGGAUCUUGAGAGUAUCAUGAUAGAUGAGCUGCAAGGGUCGCUUGAAGCGCAUGAGAUGAGGUUGAAUCUGAGAGAUUCUAAGAGAGAUGGUGAGCAAGCCAUGUAUGCUCGUGGUAAUUCCAGUAAGAGGAGCUGGAAUGACAAAGGGAAAUCUUCCAAAUCAAAGGCUUGGAAGGGUAAAGAGUCAGCGAAAUCUUCAAAUCAUGAAGAGGAGGGUGUCUCAAAGAAGAAGUGGGAUUCUGAGGAGAAGGGACAGGAUAAGGAGAAAGUGAAGAAAGGGAAGUUCAAGAAGCAAAAUGUGCAGUGCUUCUUCUGCAAGAAAUAUGGCCAUUACUCCUAUGAGUGCAAGAACAAGAAGAAAGGGAACAAGCAAGGUGCUGAGGACCAAGCAUAUUUUGCUCAGGAUGAUGAUUCUGAACCUGAACAUGUAUUAUUUUCUGUGCCUGAUGAUUGUGUUUCAGAUAGUAAUGUUGAAUCUCCUAGUAAUCCUAGAAUUCUUAGUGGUGAGGUGAGUAACUCAGUAGUGAAUUCACCUAGUAGUUCCCACAGUGUUGAUGAACACACUUGGUAUCUAGAUUCAGGAUGUUCCUCUCAUAUGAUAGGCCAUAAAUAUUGGUUUGUUGAUCUUGAUGAGAAGAGAACUCAUAGUGUUAGAUUUGCUGAUAAUAGCACUAUAGUAUCUGCUGGUGUUGGAAAGAUUCUUGUGAAAAAAGAGAAAUGGAAUGCAAGUAGUGAUUCCUGA